AUGCUUUUCCUCAAUACUCUUGUUCUAUCCUUUGUAGCAGUCGGCUAUGCCACGCCCCUCGCUAUCAGGCUGGACAACACCGAGCCUCCAGAGAACGCUACAUUCAUCCAGUGCCAUGAAGGUACUACGGACCCGAUCUGCCUCAAGAUCCGCGGACCAUCUUCCGAUGUCAUCACGGAGAUUGUUCACCCUGAUGGAACCGUCGAGGUCCAUCGCAACAAAUACACCCGCGAGCAACUGAAAGAUAUCCGUCGUCAGAACAAAGUCAAGAGCGUCGAGCACAAGCCUGGUCACACCGUCCGCGAUGGGUCUGCCGCAUUCAUCAACGAUCUCACGAAGAGAGAGUCUGCCCCUCGAAUCUGCAGGAGCGAGACCCAGCGGUGGUGGGAUCAGAAUGACUGGGGCUACUGGUACCAGGCCUGGCACCAAGUUGGAAGCUGCUUCUACUGCAAUCAGUGUACCGAGGCUAUUGCAGUUGGUUUCUCGGUUUCUCAAACCUGGACUGUUGGCUUGAGCGCCAAGUUUGGCGAAGUCAUUGAAGCAUCUUUCGAGUUCUCCUGGGGCGAGACGCAUACUUUGACUGAUACGCGAACAUGCCAGUGGAACAAUGUUCAGUCAGGGUGCCAUUCUAUCUGGUACCAGCCCUUGAUGUCUUAUCACAAUGGAUACGCGAACUAUCAAACUCACACGCACUGUCCCGCUGGUCAGGGUCAAGGUGCCUCUGAUACCUAUUACGACCAUAAUUAUGCGUAUGCCAACGUCAAUCAGAUCGGUAACAACAAUGGCGUCAACCAGGGAAAUUUGGGGUGUGACAGUGGUUGUCAAGGUAGUGAUCACAGGCAGUGUCAGUACGGAAACAAUGGCGGUUCUCUUUGGCCCAACCCGAACUAG
This is a messenger RNA of Fusarium fujikuroi IMI 58289, 891 nucleotides long. RefSeq lists its product as uncharacterized. Bases 1 to 891 code for a protein of 296 amino acids. NCBI's taxonomy places the organism in Eukaryota, Fungi, Ascomycota, Sordariomycetes, Hypocreales, Nectriaceae. The transcript has a single exon. The record is from RefSeq and is a predicted model, not a curated record.